AUGCACCUCCAAACCCUUCUCCCCAUCCUCCUGACCUCCGCCUCCCUCGUCGCUGCAUCACCGAAUGCUGCUGCCGCUGCCGCUGCCGCUGCUGCGCCGGCCGCAACAACAGCAGCCAGCGCGGGGGACACAGCGCAGUGCGCGAAGAGUAUCCUGGACGCCUGCCUGAAACAGCUCCAACCGCAGAUGGACGCCUGCGCGCAGAACGACUGGGAUUGUCUGUGUACGCAGAGUCAGAACGUGUUGACCUGCUACAACGACUGCCCCUCCGACCCGGGCCGCUACACCGUCACCCAGCAACAGGUGCCCUACUGCAACGCGGCGCAGGCCAACUCGCUGCUAUACUCGACCUCCACCAGGGUGACCAAGACCUCGUCGGCGACCAAGACGAGCGCGCCCACCACCACCGCGGCCAAGACGACCGCCGCGUCGGCCACGGCCACGGCGCUCGAGUCUUCCGGGGCGGCGGCCGGUGCUGGAUUGGAGCUGGGGUUGGGGGUUGCGGCGGUGGUUUUGGGGGUGUGGGGUUUUUAA
Molecule: messenger RNA, 534 nt
Organism: Aspergillus brunneoviolaceus CBS 621.78
Lineage: Eukaryota; Fungi; Ascomycota; Eurotiomycetes; Eurotiales; Aspergillaceae
Product: GPI anchored serine-threonine rich protein
Exons: 3
Coding region: 1-534 (177 amino acids)
Source: RefSeq, a predicted model, not a curated record